AUGGGGGCCCCCAGGCUGAGCUGUGGGGAGUCAGAGAGAGGUACAAGGGAUAAGAGGCCCCGUACCUGUGCAGCAGCAGCAGCAGCAGCAGCAGCAGCAGCAGCAGCAACAGCAGCAGCAGCAACAACAGCAGCAGCAGGAGCAGCAGCAACAGCAACAACAAAGCCAGUAGAUAAACCCACAGUAGAACCAACAGAAGAACCAGCAGCAAGCAAACCAACCGCACCAGCAGCAGCAGCAGCAGCAGCAGCAGCAGCAGCAGCGGGGGACUCCUGCUGCAGUCCCAGUGUAUCGACACCCUCAACAGCAGCAUCGGUUACCCCUCGUCCUCUCCUUUACUAUGGCCGCCUAGCAGACAGCGACACAGAGGCCCCAGGGCCCCCAGAGGCCCCGGGGCCCCGGGGGCCCCCAGAUGCCCCGGGGCCCCCAGUACCCUCGGGGCCCCCAGUACCCUCGGGGCCCCCAGGGCCCCCCCCGGAUUCCCCUGCUGCUGCUGAACGCGUGGCAGCCUACGUCAGCAGCAGCAGCAGCAGCAGCAACAGCAGCAGCAGCAGCAGCGGGAAGACGGAGGAGACAGAGGAGACAGCUGUUGUGUUGAGGCGCUGGAGUAUCGACAGCUGGCAGGUGGGCUGUUAG
Molecule: messenger RNA, 636 nt
Organism: Eimeria mitis
Lineage: Eukaryota; Apicomplexa; Conoidasida; Eucoccidiorida; Eimeriidae
Exons: 1
Coding region: 1-636 (211 amino acids)
Source: RefSeq, a predicted model, not a curated record